UAAAGUUCACUUUAAAUUGAUUUGAAAAUUAAAAUAGUUUCAAUUAUUGGACCCCAAAGAUAAUUCCAUUGACAAAAUGGACACCAAAAGGGGUCACAAAAGUCUACGGUAUUGUAAGGUCAAGUCAUGAAUCAUAAUAAUAAUAAUAAUAACAACACCCAAUUCCAAAAUCACCCCUGCUCUGUUCUCAUGGAACACAACUGCAAGGGCUGAAGAAAAACAAAAAUAUAUCAAAAAAUCACCAACCCCAGAGACCCAAGAGAGGUGCCCACCUUUGGGUCAUUCCCCCAAAGCCAAAACAAGAAAAAGAAGAGAAAUAAAGGCAGACAUGGCAGAGAACAAGGCAGCCGAAAUCAAGGACUUCCAAAUUGUGACUUCAAACAAAGAUGAUACCAACAACAACAACAAGAAGCAAUUAGCCCCAAAGAGAAGCUCUAAUAAGGACAGACACAAAAAGGUUGAUGGCAGAGGAAGAAGAAUUAGGAUGCCAGCACUAUGCGCCGCCAGAGUUUUUCAAUUGACUAGAGAAUUGGGUCAUAAAUCUGAUGGUGAGACCAUUCAGUGGCUCUUACAACAAGCUGAGCCUUCGAUCAUCGCCGCCACUGGCUCCGGGACUAUCCCUGCUUCUGCUCUUGCUACUUCAGGGGCCUCUGUUUCUGAACAGGGGAACUCUGUUUCUUCCGGUUUGCAUUCAAAGAUUGAUGAUUUAAUCCCUAGGGGUGGCAAUUGGACACUUAUGAGUGGUCACUUGGGAAGAUCUCAUGGUGUUUGGCCUGCAAUAACUGGAAUUGGGUCAGGGUUUGUGCACAAUUCUGGUCAGUCAACAUCGAGUUUCGCUACCGAAAACUUGAAUUACUUGCCUAAGUUUGGAAUCCAUGGCUUGGAAUUUCCUGGUAUGAACUUAGGUUCAAUGAGUUUUCCAGCAAUUAUGGGACCAGGUGGGGGAAAUCAACAUGUUCCGGGUUUGGAACUCGGUCUUUCUCAAGAUGGUCAUAUUCGGGUUUUGAAUUCGCAAACUUUGGUUCAAUUUCAGCAACAACAACAGCAGCAGCAGCAGCAGCAAGCUGAGCAGAGAUCUGGACCUGAAAACUCUGUUGAGAAAGAUGACUCUCAAAGUAGAUGAUCAUGGCUUGGAUUUUGUUAUUGCAUAGAAUAGAAUUUUGGACUUGAAGGGUUGAAAAAGUUCAUCCAACAGGUUCUUCAAUCUCCAACACAAACAGAUUGCUCUGUUUAUGUAAAAGUUUCAUGUUAACUGUUUGAAUUCUUUCCCUCUUUUCUUUUCUUUUUUUUUUUCAUACAGGAUAAACUAUGCAGUAGAUAAUGGUUUGGAGGUUUGGAAGUUUGGAUUUGAUUUUUUUCUUUUUUCCGUUUGCUUAGAAAAUCUUUCUCUUAGGAGUGUAAUUGUAGCUAAUGACAAUUUCUCUUGCUUGUUAUCUUUAUCCAAAUAUGAAGUUUGGUU
Cannabis sativa is the source of this 1459-nucleotide messenger RNA. RefSeq names its product transcription factor TCP20. The record is from RefSeq and is a predicted model, not a curated record. NCBI's taxonomy places the organism in Eukaryota, Viridiplantae, Streptophyta, Magnoliopsida, Rosales, Cannabaceae. The coding region runs from base 329 to 1123 and encodes 264 amino acids. The transcript has a single exon. Gene Ontology annotation, molecular function: DNA-binding transcription factor activity; sequence-specific DNA binding. Gene Ontology annotation, cellular component: nucleus.